AACAAGAAGCAAGUCAUAUUGCAGCUUAACACUCUUUCAUCUGUUUCCCUUCUCUCUUUGGUUUUGAUCACUGCUCACAAUGGGAGCCAUGGAAAUUGAAGCAAAACAGAAAAUAGAUGAGAAAGCGAUCAAAGAGGAGGAUUUAGUUGAUGAAAGCGAGCUGUCCCCGAUAGAAGAAGUUCGUUUAACAGUACCCAACACCGAUGAUCCUUCACUCCCAGUAUGGACUUUCCGCAUGUGGUUCUUGGGUCUCUUCUCUUGCACCCUUCUUUCCUUCCUGAACCAGUUUUUCGGCUACCGAACCGAGCCGCUCGUCAUCACCCAAAUCACCGUCCAGGUGGCGACUCUCCCCAUCGGACAGUUUAUGGCUUCGGCUCUUCCUACGACCAAGUUUCGUAUACCCGGGUUUAGUUCGAGGGAGUUCUCGCUUAACCCCGGACCGUUUAACAUGAAGGAGCACGUUUUGAUCACGAUAUUUGCUAAUGCUGGGAGUGCUUUCGGGAACGGCACUGUUUAUGCUGUUGGUAUUGUUACCAUUAUCAAGGCGUUUUAUGGAAGGAGCAUCUCUUUCUUCGCUAGUUGGCUUCUUAUCAUCACUACACAGGUUAUGGGAUAUGGAUGGGCGGGGCUACUGAGGAAGUUUGUUGUCGAGCCGGCGCAUAUGUGGUGGCCCUCUACCCUCGUUCAAGUUUCUCUCUUCAGGACUUUGCACGAAAAAGAAGAAAAUAGCGAUGGCAAGCGCCGCAUAUCACGAGUGAAAUUCUUUGUGAUUGCAUUAGUGUGUAGCUUCUGCUGGUAUAUUUUCCCAGGUUACUUCUUCCUAACGUUGCAAAGCAUCUCUUGGGUGUGCUUGGCCUUCCCCCAUUCAGUGACCGCUCACCAAAUAGGCUCCGGCAUGAACGGUCUGGGCAUAGGGGCCUUCACGCUUGACUGGACGACGGUUUCCUCUUUCUUGUUUAGCCCACUUGUUUCCCCUUUCUUCGCCAUUGUAAACGUCUUCAUAGGCUAUGCCUUGAUAAUAUACUUUGUGAUGCCAGUUUCUUACUGGGGGCUUAACCUAUUCAACGCGAAAACUUUUCCCAUAUAUUCAUCGGACUUGUUCACCGCUCAAGGUCAGUCUUAUAACAUUUCAAAGAUCGUUAACGACAAGUUCGAGCUUGACGUGCAAGAGUAUGAUAAGAUAGGGAGGGUCCAUUUGAGUACUUUCUUCGCUAUCACCUAUGGAUUUGGGUUCGCUACUAUUGCUUCCACGGUAACACAUGUGGCCUUGUUCUACGGAAGGGAGAUCUAUAGUCGAUAUCGAGCUUCUUCUAGGGAAAAGGCUGAUGUUCACACAAAGUUAAUGAGAACCUAUAAGGACAUACCUUCAUGGUGGUUUUAUUUGCUUCUUGCUGUCUCCAUUCUUGUCGGUUUUGCACUCUUCAUCUUCCUUAAAAAGGACGUCCAAAUGCCUUGGUGGGGGCUGAUAUUUGCUGCUGCACUUGCUUUCUUUUUCACUUUGCCUAUCAGCAUAAUAACUGCCACGACAAAUCAAACACCAGGGCUUAAUAUCAUUACAGAAUAUAUAAUGGGAGUAAUAUUGCCUGGACAACCAAUAACCAAUGUGUGUUUCAAGACCUAUGGGUACAUGAGCAUGGCUCAGGCAGUGUCUUUUCUUAGUGAUUUCAAGCUUGGUCAUUACAUGAAAAUCCCUCCGAGAUCAAUGUUCCUGGUUCAGUUCAUCGGAACUAUGCUAGCUGGAACAGUAAACCUUGGAGUGGCCUGGUGGCUUCUAACAUCUAUCGAGAACAUAUGCCAUCGAAAUCUUCUCCCAGCAAAUAGUCCUUGGACAUGCCCCAACGACAGGGUCUUCUUCGACGCAUCUGUUAUCUGGGGUUUGGUUGGACCGAAAAAGAUUUUCGGAUCGCAAGGGUUGUAUUCAUCACUUAACUGGUUCUUCCUAGGAGGGCUUUUGGGACCCGUUGUAGUAUGGCUCUUGCACAAGGCAUUCCCAAAUCAGACAUGGAUCCCCCUUAUCAAUCUACCAGUGCUUUUAGGCGCAACCGGCUACAUGCCACCGGCAACGACGGUGAACUAUUCUUCCUGGAUUAUUGUUGGAACUAUCUUCAACUUCUUCGUAUUCAGGUAUCGAAAGCAAUGGUGGCAGAGAUAUAACUAUAUCCUAUCAGCAGCUUUGGAUGCAGGGGUAGCGUUCAUGACAGUGCUGCUUUACUUUGCACUGGGGAUUGAGAAUAAGAGUUUGAACUGGUGGGGUGCCAGUCCUGAUAUUUUCCCCGAGCAUUGUGAUCUAGCAUAUUGCCCCACCGCAAAGGGGAUCUCGGUUGAUGGGUGCCCAACAUUUUAAGCUUCACGUUUAAUAUUGUAAUAUGUUGAAGUCUGCUA
Messenger RNA from Hibiscus syriacus, 2382 nucleotides. Its product is annotated as oligopeptide transporter 4-like. Gene Ontology annotation, molecular function: oligopeptide transmembrane transporter activity. The transcript is spliced from 5 exons. The record is from RefSeq and is a predicted model, not a curated record. Gene Ontology annotation, biological process: transmembrane transport. The coding region runs from base 80 to 2344 and encodes 754 amino acids. Lineage: Eukaryota; Viridiplantae; Streptophyta; Magnoliopsida; Malvales; Malvaceae.